Molecule: messenger RNA, 1290 nt
Organism: Tetrapisispora phaffii CBS 4417
Lineage: Eukaryota; Fungi; Ascomycota; Saccharomycetes; Saccharomycetales; Saccharomycetaceae
Gene: TUF1
Product: translation elongation factor Tu
Exons: 1
Coding region: 1-1290 (429 amino acids)
Biological process (GO): mitochondrial translational elongation
Cellular component (GO): mitochondrion
Molecular function (GO): GTPase activity; GTP binding; translation elongation factor activity
Source: RefSeq, a predicted model, not a curated record
AUGUUUUUAUCCAAGUCUGCUUAUUUGAUUUCGAGAACGAGGUUCGCGAGCGUUGUUCCACGAGUCUCAUUUUUGGCCACUAGAGGUUAUGCUGCUGCUUUCGAUCGUUCUAAGCCACAUGUAAAUGUGGGUACUAUUGGUCAUGUUGAUCACGGUAAGACCACUUUGACUGCUGCCAUCACAAAGACUUUGGCAAGCAAAGGUGGUGCUGAUUUUUUGGAUUAUGCUGCCAUUGAUAAGGCUCCUGAAGAGAGAGCAAGAGGUAUUACCAUUUCUACUGCUCAUGUUGAAUAUGAAACCGCAAAGAGACAUUACUCGCAUGUCGACUGUCCAGGUCAUGCUGAUUAUAUCAAGAAUAUGAUUACUGGUGCUGCCCAAAUGGAUGGUGCUAUCAUUGUUGUUGCGGCAAGUGAUGGUCAAAUGCCACAGACUAGAGAACAUUUAUUGUUGGCUAGACAAGUUGGUGUGCAGAAUUUGGUUGUUUUUGUUAAUAAAGUCGAUACCGUCGAUGACGCUGAGAUGCUGGAGUUGGUCGAAAUGGAAAUGAGAGAGUUAUUGACUCAAUAUGGUUUCGAUGGUGAUAACGUUCCUGUGAUUAUGGGUUCUGCUCUUUGUGCUUUGGAAGGAAGAGAACCGGAGAUUGGUGAGAAGGCAAUCAUGAAGUUGUUGGAUGCUGUCGAUGAGUAUAUCCCAACGCCAGCCAGAGACUUGGAAAAACCUUUCUUGAUGCCAGUUGAAGACAUCUUCUCUAUUUCUGGUAGAGGUACUGUCGUUACCGGUAGAGUGGAAAGAGGUGAAUUGAAGAAGAAUGAGGAAGUUGAAAUUGUGGGCCAUACUAAGACCCCAAUCAAGACUACCGUCACCGGUAUUGAAAUGUUUAGAAAAGAAUUGGACCAAGCUAUGGCUGGUGAUAACGCUGGUGUUUUAGUGAGAGGUAUCAGAAGAGAUCAAAUCAAGAGAGGAAUGGUUUUGGCUAAACCAGGUACCGUCAAGGCACACACCAAGGUCUUGGCAUCCUUGUAUAUUUUAUCCAAAGAAGAAGGUGGCAGACAUUCUGGUUUCGGUGAAAACUACAGACCACAAAUGUUCAUCAGAACCGCAGACGUCACUGUGGUCUUAAGAUUCCCAGAAUCCGUAGAAGACCAUUCCAAGCAAGUUAUGCCUGGUGAUAACGUCGAAAUGGAGUGUGAAUUAAUUCAUCCAACCCCAAUCGAAUUAGGACAACGUUUUAAUAUCAGAGAAGGUGGCAAAACCGUCGGUACUGGUUUAAUCACUAGAAUCAUCGAAUAG